GAAAAACCUCUGCCUUCUCUCUAGAAAAAUUCGCACCUCCAACGGUCGGAUUUCUCUAGUUUGCUCGAGACCAAAGAUUGCUCUUUCACACAAAUCUCUUCGAUUAAAUCCGGUUUUGAUCCGUUUUCCUUGGUCGGAAUUUCAUCAUCUUUAAUAUCUAACGAUUGGAUUUAAAGAUUUGGAAUUUUUUGGCCCCAAAACGAGCUCAAAACUGCUUCUGGUUCGCAGUUUUUACUGUUCACCUGCAGACUGGUUUUUGGAGCUUUAAUCCAUCUUUUGACGAUCGUUUCUGGAAAAGGCCGCUUGUUUGGGGGUCGCCAUUCCCUGGCGCACCUCCCAGUUCAAGUCCCGUUGAUUUUCAUCAAGUAAAACGCCAGAAUCGAACUAGCCGUUGCAAAGGAGCACUGUACAUCGCAGGCUUGUUUUUUGCAGAUUUCUCUAAAUCUGCUGAACCAAUCCAAAUUCUGAGGAUACCCUGAGGAUCGUCUGCUCAAAACGAAGAGAUUGAUACCUGUUCCGGCGCCUACAACAAAGAAUUCAAAAAUCAGACCACUAUUCAUCCUACUGUUCCUUAUGCGCAGGUAUGAUCAGUUAAUUGAUUUUUUUCUUAAGUUUUGUAGGUCUGGGACGAAACAAAGUAUACAUUGGUGAUCGCCAACUCAAGGAGAGGUGCUGGUAUUUUUUUGGGAUUUUUCUGACGAGUUUUUGAAGAGGAGUGUACUGUUCAUCUUCUUCAACCUCAAGUCUGCAAUGCUACAGUAACCGGACGAAGUCUGCUGCUUGUUAGAAUUUUAUUCGGACUGCUACAGUGCUCGGAUCCAGGAAAAAAUUGUACCAUUGUGAUCCCCUUAUCCAGCAGCUUCUACUUGAAUUUUUUCAGAAUUUUCUGAGCACUUUGGUUUUUGGAUGCUACUGUUCAUCGUCUUCUUCGUUGAAUAUGACGAAAAAGAACAAACAACAGAGGACCCCACCAGCCAAAGACAAGCUGUUUGAUGACAAGGUUAAAGAUUUGUUGGCCAAAAAAGCAGCAAUUGAGGCGGGGAAAUUGAAAAAAAGCAGUUAUGAAGGAGGUCGUCCCUUCGUCUGACCCUAUUUUUUCAAACUCCUCUGGAGCAUUUGCCGCGGCACGAAGGCCAACUGUUUCUACUUUGGGUGUGACUUCCACCCUGGGGGUGACUCCCACUCAGUCCGCGGCCUCCGGGGACACAGGGGGGCAUGAAGUUAAUGCCGCGGCAUCCGGGGCAACAGGAGGACAUCAAGACUAUAGCGGGGCAUCCGGGGCUCCUGUGGGACAACAGGUUUAUGCCGCGGCAUCCGGGGCAACAGGAGGACAACACUAUGCCGCGGCACCCGGGGUUUCAGGGGGACAUCAACGUUAUGCCGCGGAAUCCACGAAGGGCAUCGCAUCAGGGGGGGUCCUUUGCAGAGAAACUACUGGGGCAGGAUUCCAGCUCCUCUAACGCCGCGGCAUCUAAUGAGCUGUCUUUGGCAAUCAAAACCAAAAUUGUAACGGCUGAUCCCAUUAUUGAAAAUUCUGAUGAAAACAGCCCUAUUGCACAAGAAGAACAUGAGGGAUCCAUCUCCCUUGGGUCUCAAGACACAGAAUCGCUUGUUGAUGGGGAUGAUUUUGAAAAAGAGCCGUUCACCUAUGCUUCUCUAUUCCGGGACAAUAGAGCCCCCUCAAACGGCCUAAAGCUUGAAUAUUUCCCUCCCUCGGGGAAAAAACUAGAUUUUUCUCAUCUUGAGGUGCCCACCCUAAUUGAGAUAUGGGGGUACUGUUUGGUGGGGCAUUUCUCCGGCCGGUUUCCGGGUAUGAAGGCAAUUUUCGAGAUGGUCAAGAUAUGGGGCGUGAGAGUGGAUGUGAAGUCCCAUAGCAAAGGUUGGGUGGUUUUCAAAUUCAAAUGCGAGGAGGAUAGGCUCAAAGUUCUUACCGAGGGGCCCUAUCUUUUGUUUGGGAAAACUAUGUUUCUAAAGGUGUUAUCGGAUGAUUUUAACUUUGAGAGUGAAGAAUUCUUGAAGGUUCCUACUUGGGUGAAGUUUCCGAACCUACAUCUUAGACUUUGGAGAGCAACGGAGAUUGGAAAGAUAGCUUCUCAAAUUGGUGUACCUAUCACUACCGAUAAGGUAACCCAAGACAAGACUUUCACCAAGUAUGCACGGGUACUCAUUGAGGUUGACGCCUCAAAGCCUCCGGUUGAGGACUUUCCUAUUAUUCCGCCUUCAGGCAAAGAGUAUACCCAACGGGUGGAGUAUGAGACUUAUCCGGAGUAUUGCUACCAUUGUAGAACUUUUGGACAUAAUCCGUUUGAAUGUAUGGUGCUUCACCCACACGUGCCACCCCUUAAACACACAAUGGCAAAAACUAAUGCGAGAGGCAAGGGGAUCCUAAGCAAGGUCGUGGACAAGGUGGGCAAGGCCCAAGGUGCACCACCGUUGGGCAAAGGGAAAGGUAAGGCCGUGGAUGAUGAUCCUCCAUUCCAAGAGGUCACGCGCAAGAGGGGUAAGGCCAAGGCCAAGCCUCAACAGGUUAUUGACGUUGCAUCAACGUCUAAGGCCAUGCGACAGGUGCCCAUGGUGGCUAAUAUGGGUGUCAACAUUCCGAAGGAGUUGCGUGAUCCAUCUUUGAACCUUAAGCCGCGGCCUAAUGUGAGAUACUCCAUGGAACGCCACCAACUUAUGGUGGUGGCCAAAGAUAAGAAUGGUAAGGAAGCGUUGACUAAUCUACCUCGUGGCUAUGUGAUCCGGAGUGUGCAUGAGAUGGAUCCUAAAGACAUUGUCACCGGGGUGUUUAUGGAUGAGAAAGGAAGACCACUUGCCACUACCAUUGAUCUAGACGAGCUACCGGAUGGUGAGGCACUGGUUAAGGUGGGGGCUGACCUCAAACCGGUCACCAAUGAAGAGGACCCGGGUGUUUACUUCACCCAAAGUGGCAUCUUGGAGCUACCGGGCGUCAAACGCAAUGGUACAUGGUAUGACUUCGAUUCCAAAAUCUUUAUUGCUAAUGUGUUUUUCUUCUUUGAUCCUAGUAGCAAGAACAACGUGUCCUACUACAAGGAGCUUUUGAGAAGAGAACGAAGAAGUGCUAGGAAAAGUGCAACCGAGGGUGGAGGACCCACCACGGACCUUUACCUCACUUGAUGACGAAGUUUUUGGUAUGGAACGUUAGGGGCCUAAAUAAGGCCUCUAAACACAAUCUAAUUGCUUAUUAUAUCAAUUCAAAUAAUAUUGGUUUGGUAUGCUUUUUGGAAUCUAAGAUGACCUUGGCCGCACUAAAUAAUUAUAUUUUAAAUAAAUGGCCGGGUUGGAUUUUUAAGAAUAAUUUUGAUCUAAUUGGUGGGGGACGCAUGGUGAUCAUGUGGAACCCGACUUUAAUAAAUUGUGUGUUUUUGGAAAUUGACAAGCAAUUUAUGCAUGCUAGAUGUACUUGUUGUAUCACACAAACAACUUUUUUGACUACGUUUGUCUAUCCGUUGUACACGGUCCUUGAAAGAAAGGACUUGUGGGAUCAUUUAACCUUGGUUGGAGAACUUAUUGAUGAACCUUGGUUGAUAUGUGGUGAUUUUAAUUGCAUUGCUACGCCCAACGAAAGGGUGGGUCCUACCCCCCCAACGGCGUAUGUAAUGCAACACCUGUUUGACUUUAAGGUCGCGGCUAGCCUACAAGAUGCACCCUCCACGGGGGAGUUCUUUACGUGGAACAGAGGUGCACUUUGGGCCAAGCUUGACCGGGUAUUGAUAAAUGAUGUUUGGGGCAUUAAUAGCAUAAGGUGUACGGCCCAUUUCCAUGAAAUGGAGGUGGAGUUUGACCAUACGGCUUCCGUUGUGUCAAUACUCCUUAAUUCCUCUCCAAGGCCUAAACCUUUUAAAUUUUUUAAUAUGUGGAUUAAACAUCAUGAUUUUGCUAAUCUAGUAGCGCAACAUUGGAAUCAAGAGAUUGAAGGUACGGCCCAAUUUUCCAUGGUGAGGAAACUAAAGUUGCUCAAAAGGCCACUUAAGAACCUCAACACCAAGGAAUUUGGGCAUAUCUCCAACAAAGCUAAAAUGGCGAAGGAAAAAUUCAAAAGAUUGCAUAAGCUUGUCCUACAACAUCCAUUGGAUGAGAGUCUCCAAUGCCAAUUGGAGGAAGUUACAAAGAGGGCUAGGUUUCUUAGUGAGGCCGAGUGCAAUUUUUUCCAACAAAAGGCAAAGGCGACUCACAUCCUUGAAGCGGAUAAGGGGACAAGGUAUUUUCAUGCGAUUGUGAAGAGGAAAACCACGAAGAAUACCAUAGCGGCUAUCACUCUUGAGGAUGGGAGUCUCACCACCUCAUUGGAGCAAGUUGGUAAUGAAUUCGUUAAUUUUUUUGUUGACUUAUUUGGCUCCGUUGGGGAAACCCAACAAUUUGACCCUAGAAUUUUGGAUUCCGGCCCCAAAGUUGAACCUAGUGUUCAUGCUAGCCUUAUUGCCCCUAUUGAUGUAAAAGACAUCAAAGCUGCACUUUUUGAUAUUGGGGAUGACAAGGCGCCGGGGCCGGAUGGUUAUUCUUCUACGUUCUUUAAAUCUAAUUGGAACCUUGUGGGGGAUGACUUAGUACGGGCUACUAAGGAAUUUUUUCGUACGGGAAAGUUAUUAAAGCAAAUUAACCAUACGGUUAUUGCACUUAUCCCCAAGACGACCCACUCGCCAAAGGUUUCGGACUUUAGACCGAUUUCUUGUACUAAUGUGUUGUAUAAAGUCAUUACGAAGAUUCUUGCCGCUAGACUCAUACCAUGCCUACCGGGCUUGAUUGACCUAGCCCAAGGAGCCUUUGUUGACGGCCGCCUCAUGUUUGAUAACAUUUUCCUUGCCCAGGAACUUGUUAGAGGAUACAUGAGGAAGCGAAUCUCACCUAGAUGUAUGAUCAAGGUGGAUUUGCGCAAGGCUUAUGACACUAUCUCAUGGGAUUUUCUUCAGAAUGUUUUGCAGGGUUUGGGCUUCCCAGAGAAAUUUAUUGCUUGGAUCAUGGAAUGUGUAACAACCGCAUCGUUUUCGGUAUCCUUAAAUGGAUUGUUAUAUGGUCAUUUCAAGGGAAAGAGGGGAAUUAGACAAGGAGACCCUAUGUCUCCCUUGCUUUUUGUGAUGUGUUUGGAAUAUUUUUCGCGUAUGCUUAAUUUGAGAACCAAAGGGCCAAACUUUAAUUUCCAUCCCCAAUGUGCGUCACUUGGCAUUUCCCAUCUAGCUUAUGCAGAUGAUCUUAUUCUUUUCUCUAGGGGCGACUUUUUUUCAAUUGAAAUCUUGGUCAAUGCCCUUAAAGAAUUUGGUGAUGCAUCGGGCUUAAUGAUGAACCAUGAUAAAUCAAAUAUCUUUGUGGGGGGAAUUAAAGAUAACGAUCUAAGGGAGAUCAUGGCCCUUGUGGACUUUGGGCGUGGCCAAUUCCCGGUGAGAUACCUUGGAAUCCCACUUGCCCCACUUAAGAUCUCGGUUGCACAAUAUGCACCGCUUAUCGAUUCCAUUUCUAAUUUUCUUGGUUCAUGGAACACUAAAACCCUUUCCUAUGCCGGAAAAUUAGAGCUAAUAAGAUCGGUUAUCCAAGGGGUACAAUCUUUUUGGCUCCAAGUUUUCCCGGUCCCCCAAACCAUCCUUGAUAGGAUUGUCUCGAUUUGCCGUAUCUUCUUAUGGGGUGGGAAAUAUUCUAAAGUGGCCUGGGAGGACGUUUGCCUUCCAAGAGAGGAGGGGGGCCUUGGCAUUCAUAAUGCUAAGAAUUGGAACCAUGCCCUCCUUGCUCGUACACUUUGGGAUGUUCAUAGGAAAAAGGAUACGUUAUGGGUUAGGUGGGUCAAUGGGAUCUACCUCAAGGGUAGGAGUGUGUGGGAUUUCAUCCCACACGAUCGUGACUCAAUGUUCAUGAAGAAGUUGAGUCAUAUCCGGGACCGAAUUGUGGGUUGUUUUAAUAAUCUUAAUGAUGCUAUUAUGGGACUUAAUGCUAGAUCUAUUAAUGGGAAACUUGUCUCGGGAAAGAUCUAUGAUCUUUUAAGGGUUAAAGGAGAACCUAGGACUUGGAUGAGUUUUAUUUGGAAAUCAUAUAUCCCUCCUAAGUUCUCCUUUAAUGUCUGGCUUGCUUUCCGAAAUAGACUACCCACCCAAGAUAAUCUUGAAUAUUUGCACAUUGUUAAUAGAUGUGACUUAUGCAAGGGUGGAUUGGAAACAAUGCCACACCUAUUCUUUGUGUGUCCUUUUUCUUGUAGGAUUUGGGAACAAGUGAAGAAUUGGCUAGGCUUGAGGCAUCACAUGACUACUAUUUGGAGCUCGGUCAAAUGGAUUUUAAAAGAGCAUAAAGGAUCAAAGUUGAAAGGGAAAGCGGUCCGGAUUGCCUUUUGUGCUACUUUAUACCACAUUUGGCAAGCUAGGAACGCAAACCGAUUUGAUGGCAAUUGUAGAAAAGAGGACGAACUUAUUGCGAAGAUCAAACACGUGGUAUAUAAGAUACUCUUCAACAUAUACCCACGUGAGAUGAUCAAAUUUUGAGAGACAAAGGUUCAUUACAAGACUUCAAGCCGCGGCUUAAUGGACGAUUGAUGAUCAAGUUGAUGUGCCUUACAUCAUAUUUUCAUUUUUGAUUUUUGUAUGUUUAAGGGAGUGUGAGUUUUAUCCUCCCUGACCAAUUGGACUUGAUGUUGAUCAGUGUGCGUGCGCCAUGCAGCACCGAUUCUUUUUGAUUUGGGGGG
Cuscuta europaea is the source of this 6682-nucleotide messenger RNA. Lineage: Eukaryota; Viridiplantae; Streptophyta; Magnoliopsida; Solanales; Convolvulaceae. The record is from the annotation of a GenBank genome assembly.